Malus domestica (apple) is the source of this 4089-nucleotide messenger RNA. NCBI's taxonomy places the organism in Eukaryota, Viridiplantae, Streptophyta, Magnoliopsida, Rosales, Rosaceae. The record is from RefSeq and is a predicted model, not a curated record.
ACUAAACCCAAAAAAAAAAAAAAAAAAAAAAAAAAACCCCAAAAUCCUUCUCUUUCGCUUUCUCUCUGGCGAGAGGGCUCCGCAUCUCGCCGGAGAAUUCCAUAGAUUCCGAUGACCGGCGGAGCUGAAAGAGCAGGAGAGGGAGGAGAAAACGUGCAGCAAAGAGAAUGAACAAGGCAUAAAGACAAGAAGAGAAAAAAAAAAAGGUUAACGUGCAAUGCAGGGAAAAAGAGCAUCAAAGAAGCUUAAGAGGAUCUUACACGGCACAGAUGCCUAGAUGAUCCCUUCUCCAAUCCCCUUGCCUUAUGCCGUAAUUUAUUCCUUUUUUUAUAUCCUCCUCGUCUCUCCCUCCACCUCCUCUGCAUCCUCGUUUUAAAUUCCCCUCUCGUUCUCUCCUCCUUCCAUCUCUGGCUUUCUCUCUCUUUGUUCCUCUGUCUGGUCCGGACUCCAAUUGCGAUUUCAACGUCCGAGUUUGGCUGUUCGUCGUUUGAUUGGCGUUUUCGGCAGCUGAGCAGCUCGGACUUCGAUUUUGCAAUCUGCAACUUCACAGUAUAAUUUUCGUCAUGCCAUCUGAGAUAAUGGACCUCAAGGGUUUGUCCUCCUCGUCGUUCUUCUCCGAUGAAAGGCAGGGUGGGUUUUGGAAGUCAGAUCACUUGCCUGAUAAUCAUGCCAGCAAGAAGUCACUUGCUUCAUCAUCUCUGGAGACGUGUCAGACAGUGAAUUCUCUGGACCAUCCCGAAUUUUUCAUAAUGCAAGACCAGAAAGUGCAUCCCGGCUUCAAUAAACAGGCAGUGGGAGCAGAGAGAGCCUUAAGUCAUUCCUUGAAUUUGUCGAGAACCAUGAACCAUGAUUCAGGAGCAAGAUCUAAUGUAAAUGUUGAGACAGCAUCUUAUUUUGGAGAAGGUGGUAAAGUCAAUAUGAUGGGAGCUCAGUAUGAGAGUAGCCUUUUUUCAAGUUCAUUGUCGGAGCUAUUUAGUAGGAAGUUAAGAUUAUCGUCGAACAAUACACUGUAUGGCCAUUCUGUUGAUACUGUUGCCCCCCACUAUGAUGAAGAGGAAGCUUUUGAAUCCCUUGAAGAAAUUGAGGCCCAAACCAUCGGAAAUCUUCUCCCAAAUGAUGACGAGUUGCUUUCUGGAGUUACCGAUGGGCUUGACUAUUCAGUCCAACUGAGUGCUAGGGAUAAUAUGGAGGAGUUGGACCUUUUUAGCAGUGUUGGAGGGAUGGAUUUGGGAGAUGACGGUUUGGCAACUGGAUUAAGGGACUCUGUGUAUGCUGUAGAAGUUUCUAAUGGUCUGUCGUGCAAUGGUUCAGUAGUGGGAGAACACCCUUAUGGUGAACACCCUUCCCGGACUUUGUUUGUGAGAAAUAUAAACAGUAACAUUGAAGAUUCUGAGUUGAGAACCCUGUUUGAGCAAUAUGGAGAUAUUCGCACUCUUUAUACAGCCUGCAAGCAUCGCGGUUUUGUUAUGAUAUCCUAUUAUGACAUUAGAGCAGCUCGUAAUGCGAUGAAAUCACUGCAGAAUAAACCAUUGAGGCGCCGCAAGCUUGACAUACAUUACUCAAUUCCAAAGGACAACCCUUCUGAGAAAGAUGUUAAUCAGGGAACUCUUGUUGUAUUCAACCUGGAUUCUUCUGUUUCAAAUGAUGAAUUACGCCAGGUUUUUGGUGUCUAUGGAGAAAUCAAAGAGAUCCGUGAAACCCCAAAUAGAAGUCAUAACAAAUUUAUUGAAUUUUAUGACAUUAGAGCUGCAGACGCUGCUCUUAAUGCCUUAAACAAGAGUGAUAUUGCCGGGAAGCAAAUUAAGCUUGAGCCAAGCCGUCCUGGAGGUGCAAGACGGAGCUUGGAGCUACAGUUAUCUUCAGAUUUUUUAGAGCAAGAUGAAUGUGGCCUAUAUCUGCAGCAGACUAGCCCUUCUGACUCUAUCACUGGAUUUUCUGAGUCGUUAACAGGACCAGUUCCACAUGGAUCAGUUACGUCCAGUUGCACAGAUAAUGGAACUAUCAUGGCUGUACACGCUGCAGCACAAGCUGCGUCCCUUGAAAAUGCAUUCCACUAUGGGGUCUCUUCUAGUGUUCCUAACAGCUUACCUUCUGUUCUGAGAGCUGAAUCUGUUGGGAAUCAGUCUGGCUUUGUUGAGUCUGUCCAUUCAGCAGGCUCGCUGAAAUUUGACAUCCAUGGCUUGCCAGCUUCCCAUCCUCAUUCACUUCCAGAGUAUCAUGAUGGUUUAACUAAUUCAGUCAACUGCAGUUCACCGGGCAAUGUAUCUAUCAAUGCCAGACCAACAGAAAGAAUUGAUAACAGGCACUUCCCCAGAGUAAGCUCCAAUGGGCACUCAUAUGAACUAAAUGAAGUUUUUGGCUCUGCCGGCAAUGUUAACUGCCCUAUUCCUGGACAUCAUUACGCAUGGAACAACUCCUAUCACCCUCAGCCUCCUGGAAUGAUAUGGCCAAACUCACCAUCAUUUGUCAAUGGACUUUCUUCAGCUCAUCCCUUUUCUGCAGUCCAUCCCCCAACGCGGGUUCAUGGACUUCCUAGAGCACCAUCUCAUAUGUUAAACCCAGGUUUGCCCAUGCAUAACCAUCAUGUGGGGUCAGCACCAGUGGUCAAUCCUUCUCUGUGGGACAGACGACAAUCAUAUGGAGGGGAAUCCCCCGAGGCAUCUGGGUUUCAUCCAGGCUCUCUUGGAAAUAUGAGAAUCUCAAAUAACUCACCACAUUCAAUGGAAUUUGUUUCUCAUAACAUGUUUCCUCAGGUUGGUGGAAACAGCAUGGACCUGCCAAUUGCUCACAAAAAUGCAGGACUGCAGCAAGCCCAUCAUCAGAGGUGCAUGAUGUUUCCUGGAAGAGGCCAGAUGAUUCCCAUCAUGAGUGCAUUUGAUCUGCCUGCUGAGCGUACAAGAAGUCGUAGAAAUGAAGGCAUGGUUAAUCAGGGAGACAAUAAGAAACAGUAUGAACUGGAUGUUGACCGCAUUAUGCAAGGAGAAGACAACCGAACAACACUUAUGAUAAAGAACAUUCCCAACAAGUAUACUUCAAAGAUGCUAUUGGCUGCGAUUGAUGAACGCCAUCGAGGAACUUACGAUUUCAUUUAUCUGCCAAUUGAUUUUAAGAACAAAUGCAAUGUGGGCUAUGCGUUCAUCAAUAUGACUGAUCCUCGAAUGAUCGUUCCAUUUUAUCAGUCAUUCAACGGGAAGAAAUGGGAGAAGUUCAACAGUGAGAAGGUGGCAUCACUCGCAUAUGCUCGAAUUCAAGGAAAAGCUGCUCUGAUUGCACAUUUCCAGAAUUCAAGCUUGAUGAAUGAGGAUAAGCGAUGCCGUCCCAUUCUCUUCAACACUGAUGGCCCAAAUGCCGGUGAUCAGGUGCCCUUCCCAAUGGGGGUUAAUGUUCGCACAAGACCGGGAAAAAUUCGAGCAGUCACCCAUGAGGAGAGCUAUGUAGGGAGUCCACCAAGUUUUGGAGACGAAGAGCAUUCUUGCAAUGGAGAGACAUCUGCAGGUUCCCGUUCUGCUAAGGAGUCAGACUAAGCGCCACAUAUUUUCCCGGGCACUAACCUUACAGUACAGAAGAUUCUAAUUUCCUUCCACCCGAAUCUUCGGUGAUGCAUAUUUAGGGUGGCUAAAGAGAGGGCCAAGGAAAGAUCUUGCGGUGUUUCUUACAAGCCCGUUUAAACCUUAGAGGACAAAUGCUUAGCUAAUGCUAAGCGAUUUUCCAGGUUUUUUUCACCUUUUUUCUUUAAAUUCCGAAACAGUUAGCACAAAAGACGAAAAGAAGGAGCAUCGGCUGGAGCUUCGAAAUUUUGGAUGAUCUAAAGAGUAAUUACUUGAAGAGAAACAAAAAUAUAAUUUAUGUACAGGAGUUUCUGAGCAGGAAGAAGAGACUGUAAACUGCGGUUCGAUGAGGUUAAUAACUGCUCCAUUUUGUAAUUUUUUUUCUUCUGGUUUAUGUUUUAUUUAGUUCUUUGGGGGAACGCAUUUGUAACUAUUAAGACAUAAGAGCGUUAAUUUUUUUUUUUUUUUUUUUGAAUAAUUAAACUCAUUGUUGUAUGGAUUCUGUGUUCAAAUAAUGUGUGGCUGGAUUCCAUGGGAUGCA